AUGACGCCUCCGCCGCCGCCACCGCGUGCAGAUCCCGAAGAAGACUCGACUGCCGCAAACGACCACCGCCGUCCUGUAACUUCGGACCACUGCACAACCGACGACGGUCAACGUACCACCGCCGCCGCUGCGAUCACCAUGUCAGCCCCUAUCACAACCGCCGCCGACAACGUCGCGUACUUCCACCCGGCCGCUGCCGAAGGCGACGCCGACGACCACCACCACAGAACGUCGGCCACGAACGGUGGACGGCACGCGUCCGGAGCGCUGGACAGACACCAGUUGCCGCCGUCCACGCUAACGCCCGCGCAGUUCGAGAUGAGUUACGGAACGCCGGCCGCCGCCGACCACAACGCCAUGUCCAGCAAAGAUAACCUGUUGACGCCCAGAGGUCAGUUGUUGUAG
Macrosiphum euphorbiae (potato aphid) is the source of this 405-nucleotide messenger RNA. Lineage: Eukaryota; Metazoa; Arthropoda; Insecta; Hemiptera; Aphididae. The record is from the annotation of a GenBank genome assembly.